CAAGAUAAAAGCAAUUUUCUAUAGUUGUAUAAUGUAUCAAUGCCACCGAUUAUAAUCACCGCAAGAAAAGCGUAAUAACAGGUGGCUCCGCGUUGUGGCAGGUGGAUCAGUUCCUUUUUUUUAUCUUUUCUGGAUGGUAUACGUUCUCCCAUUGUUUUCGAGUGAUAUACACAGUACCUGAAGUGUAUAGAAAAUUCCUUAUCGGAAACUUAAAAUUUGUAAUCUUACAAAUCACGAGUGUCAACGGAAAGAAAAAGAAAUGACGAUUCGAAAAAGAAACCUAUUGUGAUAGAUACAACAAUUGUAUCGCUUUAAUUUGCCCAAGUAGAGGUUAUAUGUAAAAUAUUUUCAGAAAUACACGCAUGAAAGCUCGUGGUUGUAGUAAAGUAAAGAGCGAAAUAAUGCCACCGUCGUCACAUACGAAUUGGACUAAACCUCUUAUUAAGAAUGGUCAAACGAUGCAACUGCAAUCGAAACGAACAACUUGUUCAACACAAAAUCAGAAUUCAAAUGGUAGUGGCACAGAACAUAGUGGUAUUCCACUUGACAGAAGAAUCAAAGUUGUUCUGGUAGGUGAUGGAGCCGUUGGAAAAACCAGCCUAGUUGUUUCUUAUUCUACGAAUGGUUUUCCGGGAGAAUAUGUACCUACUGCUUUUGAUAAUUAUAAUGUGGUUGUCAAUGUUGAUGGUCAACCAGUAAAUGUUCAGCUAUGUGAUACAGCAGGUCAAGAUGAUUUUGACCCUUUAAGAUCAUUAUGUUAUCCAGAAACAGAUGUGUUUCUAGUUUGUUUUAGUGUUGUAUGUCCUUCUUCUUAUCAUAAUGUAACUUCUCGAUGGAUAAGUGAAGUACGAAAAUAUUGUCCUAAUGCACCAAUUAUUUUGGUAGGCACAAAGAGUGAUUUACGAUCAGAUGUACAUCUUAUGUUACAAUUAGCAAGAUAUGGUCAAACCCCAAUUACAAGUACUCAAGGGCAUCAAUUGGCUCAAAAAGUUGGAGCUGUAAGUUAUGUGGAAACAUCUGCAUUAACUCAACAUGAUCUUAAAGAAGCAUUUGAUCAAGCAAUAGUUAGUGCUCUUAACACAAGGAGAGGUGGUGCUAGUUUGUUAUGUAGACGUAGAAAACCUUUACCAUUAUGGCGCAGAUGGUUAUGUUGUUGUGAAAGACCUUCUAAUAGUGCAUAAAUAAUGAUUAGACUCUCUAGAAUACUCUCUGUGAUCAAGUACGACUAUUUUGUUAUCAGAAUUUCUGAAUUUAUUAGUAUUUUAAUAAUUCAAA
This is a messenger RNA of Apis dorsata (giant honeybee), 1275 nucleotides long. Its product is annotated as ras-related C3 botulinum toxin substrate 1-like. NCBI's taxonomy places the organism in Eukaryota, Metazoa, Arthropoda, Insecta, Hymenoptera, Apidae. The record is from RefSeq and is a predicted model, not a curated record. The transcript has 3 exons. Gene Ontology annotation, biological process: small GTPase-mediated signal transduction. Gene Ontology annotation, molecular function: GTP binding; GTPase activity. Bases 363 to 1181 code for a protein of 272 amino acids.